Messenger RNA from Acanthopagrus latus (yellowfin seabream), 5058 nucleotides. It is a transcript of the gene tfec, whose product is annotated as transcription factor EC. Gene Ontology annotation, biological process: regulation of transcription by RNA polymerase II. The transcript has 8 exons. The record is from RefSeq and is a predicted model, not a curated record. Bases 2978 to 4294 code for a protein of 438 amino acids. Gene Ontology annotation, cellular component: nucleus. NCBI's taxonomy places the organism in Eukaryota, Metazoa, Chordata, Actinopteri, Spariformes, Sparidae. Gene Ontology annotation, molecular function: protein dimerization activity; DNA-binding transcription factor activity, RNA polymerase II-specific; RNA polymerase II cis-regulatory region sequence-specific DNA binding.
CUGUUAUUAGAGCAUUGUGACAUGCUUCAUAGUUGCAAUUCUGUGCACUUGCUUGCAUAAAUCAACACACAUUCUAUGUAAUUGCUAGAAAAACACAUAUGACUUCACAGGAGAGCAUAGUAGAGUAUUAUUUUUUUUAGAUUUGAGCAAAUUGCUGCAUUUGUGUGUGUGAAAAAGGCUGUGUGUGUGUGUGUGUGUGUGUGUGUGUGUGUUCAUCUUUAUUUUAGUGCUUUCACCGUCUCCUAAUGAAGGUAAUGAAAUUAGGGAGAUGCAGGUGAAAUGCAAAGCAAACUGUGCUGAAGGAAAUCAAAUGGAUGCAUUAUUAUUUUUUGUAUUACACAUAAAAAAAAAUAAAAAAAAAAAUUGUACCCAUUUGCAAAACUAUCGCUAUGACUGUUGUGCUUGCAUUGAGUAAAUUGGGAAUUUUAGCUUGUCUGCUCUGGGUUUGCAUGUCAGGAGUAAUUGCGCAAAUGUGCAUGAAUGGAAAGUGAACCUGUGACCUCUUCUCUGUCACUACCACAGUUGUUGUAGCAGGUGCCAGUAGCCGCAUUGAGAAAAAAAACCAAAGUGUCUCAACCAUCAGUUACAGCCCCAAACUUGAGCCUCGAUUGCUUGCUAUCUCAUUCCUGUCCCAUGUGUACUCUGGCGGGCAUCGAUAAUUUCCAGCACGUCCCCUUCACACAUGCACAGGCCCGCCAUUGUCAAGGUUGGCCUCGGUGACUGAAGCGCCAUUACCUCUCAAAUCUAAUCAGAUUCCCUUAAGUGGAUAACAAGCGUGUCUCCGGCAUUUACAGUAGUGAGAAAGCUGAAGUGAAAGCAGGACAAACUGUUGUCACACAAAGCAGAUGUGGUGUGUCGCAGUUCUGGCAUCCCUCCUGCUAUCCGUAGUGGAAAUAAAUGUUGAUUGGCUAACAACUGGCAUGUUGUUUGGCCUGGAGAAGACAGAUAAGAGCUCUCAGUCACAACUGACAAGUUGAGUAUUGUGAUGAGUCUGUUUUCAGUUAGGUGAAUGGGGGCAGAUAGUCUAGCUGACAAGGAGCAUUUAAUGCUGAGUUUUGGAGUCCUAUUCCAAUGUAGCUGAAAGUCCCUAUAUGGUUUAGCAGCGUUCUGCUGGUUGACAUUUAACCCAUAAAAACUUUCAUUGUUGGGCGAAGUCUGAAAAUGUAAUGCGUUACUCAAUUCCAGCAAUUCUUUGUGUGAAAAUGCAACUUUUGAGGGAUGAAAUGCCACAGUCUUCCUCUUUCCAACUAAUCAGCACACUUUUGUUGCUCAAGCUUAAUUUGCUCUGUUUAGACGUAGCUAACGGUGGCUAUAUAACAUGAGUUAACAUGAGUUAUAUAGCAAAAAACAUAUGUAGUUAUAGAAAUGCUGUUUUAAACAUGUCCAUGCCAAAUUAUAUGUAGGCCAGUAGAGAAUGGCGUGUGUUAUGAUGAUAGCAAUAAAUAGUUUGUGCUAAUGUCCUGUGACAUGGAGUUUUACCUGAUUUAAUCUCUGACUGUGCCUCACUCAUUAAUGCCAAACAAAUAAGCCAACAAAUAAGUGUUAUUUGGUUAGUUGGUGCUAUAUUGGUUCUAAAUUUGGUAGCUAGGCCAACAAUAUUUAUUUUGGCUAGGACCAGCUCUAAUAACGGCAUUUGUUCAUUUGGCAAGUGAGCGAAAUUACCUUGAUGUCAUUUCAAAAGCAUCCUACAUAUCCAAACAACAGAACUGAGUAGAGAAACGUAUACAUGUGUUUAUUAAUGGUGCUAGGCUACAUUGGUGGAUUUGGAACUUGGGCAUGUGUCGGCCUACGUGCACAGCUGAUCUGUAGAUUUUUACUGGCAUAUUUGACUUAAUUGACCUCUUAACUAAUCUGCCUGUAGCUAUAUUCUAAUGUUUAGCAUUCAUUUUGGGGUGUGGUAAUGUUGAAAUGGGGGCAGAGAUGGUGACGGGGGAUGAUAAAGUAAUUCUUUAAUAUGACAUUUCCCUUUACCAAUCAGUUAAGUGAGGUCACGUUGCAUAUUGUAGUAAAUCUGCUCGUAGUUCCACAGCAGCUGUCAUUUACUUCAAAUUGAUUUCCAGUUAAGGUCAUGGUAAAAAAAAAGUAUUCAUGUGGUUAUCGAAAAAACAAGUUCAGACAAGCCCAUCGAGCACGCUAUUUUGACCAGUGAAUGGAACAGUCUUAAGAGGAAGUUACAACGAAUCUGGGUGAAAGACACAGACAAGAUGACCAUCAACAAGUGACAAGACUAAUAUUAUAAUACCCUUGCUAACAGUACAUGUAUUAUCAUCCAGAACUCAUCUACAGGCCAUUAACUAAUAAAGCAAGUUUACAACAGUGAAGUUCUUUGUGAGCUCUAGACUAGACAUAUAAACUAGACGAUUUUAGAUCAGACAUUCCCAAAAAAAAACCAAAAAAAAAAAAAACCUCAACCUACAGUAAUAAGGACUUAAAAUAGCUUUAUUACAGUUAAUUGUUCUGAAAACUGAUAAAAUGAAACUGUUCUCUGCAUUGAACCCAGUGAAUGAAUGAAGAGGCUUGGUUAAAAAUGGCAUAAGAGGAGUUAUUUAAAACCCCCAUUGGGGAACAAGGGUCAAUUGUGCUGCCACAACCCCUGGAGCAGGCUGUGGAGGACUUUGUGAGCUGACCCCUGAUUGGUCAACUGGACAGAAAAGGGCGGUCCAAAUGAAUUAGUGAUUGACGCUAAAGGCAGAUAUCCUGCAGUGAUCAAACCCUGGGUGAUCUGAAGCUCCAGUGUUUGAAGUGAUUAUCAUGCUACGCAACAUAAAAGCUUACUCCCAGCUUUGGGCCUAAUUAGCUCACUUAGGGCCCUUUAUAAGACAUUGGUAGGGGACUGGAUGGCAUAGACACUCAGUGAGCAGCCAGCAGAUCAACAGGAUAACAGCAGCAGCAGCAGCAGCAGAAGACCUGGAUGCCUAAAGUUGACCUGCUGCGACACCAUAACAAACCAAUCUGAAGAUUAUCUGUUUUUCUGAGAAUGCCACACUUAACUGACUGCAGUUACUACACGAUGCGGGACGCGACCAGAGCUUCUAAUGUACACAGCCACCUGGAGAACUCCAAGUUCCACCUCCACCAGACCCAGAACCAGCAGGUCAAGCAGUACCUGACGCUGGGCUCCAAGCUGGCCUCGUCGGCCGGGCAGGGCCACGCCGUUCCACAUCCACACACCCCCGGCCAGCCGCUGGCCACCAUGCCGAUCAUGAGGAACGGACACAUGGCCUCAGUCAGCGACAGCAGCAACCCCAACAGCCCUGUUACCCUGCUCACUAUGGCCAACCAUGACAGUGAGUUUCCAAUGGAUGAAGUUAUUGAUGACCUAAUUAGUCUUGAAUCCGGUUUCAAUGAUGGAGGCUUGGAUUGCAUGGAGCCUAACAUCAUAAUGCAAAACAAUGUGUCCCUCAGUGGCAGCAUGCUGGACGUCUAUGGGGGUGAACAAGGUAUGAACGCCCCUAAUGGUGGAAUGAGUCCCACAUCUAACCCCACAAAGCUCACUGUAAAAAGGGAAUACACAGAACACGACACGAGAGUGAUCGCCAAAGAGAGGCAGAAAAAAGACAACCAUAAUUUGAUCGAACGGAGAAGAAGAUACAACAUCAACUACAGGAUUAAAGAGCUGGGGACGCUCAUACCAAAGUCGAAUGAUCCCGACAUGCGCUGGAACAAAGGCACCAUCCUGAAGGCCUCGGUGGAGUACAUAAGGUGGCUGCAGAAGGAGCAGCAGCACGCUCGGGAGCUGGAGAGCCGUCAGAAGAAGCUGGAGCAGGCGAACAGGAGGCUGCUGCUGAGGAUCCAGGAGCUUGAGAUCCAAGCACGGGCACACGGCCUCCCCAACAUGGCGACAGCCUUGGGGACAGUUGAACUGUCCUCCCAUCUCCUCAAACAACAACAACAACAACAACAACAGCAGCAGCAGCAACAGCAGCAACAGCAGCAGUCGUCCCCCCAGGCUCAGCAACCCCAGCAGCCACCUCUCUACCAGGAGGACCCCAACAGCGACUACCUCCAGAGGAUAGUGGUGUCCGGCGUGCCGUCCAUCCCCUCCGCCAGCGGGCCGCAGGAUCACAUCGCCGUCGCCGAUGGCUGCACCACGUUCUCCGACCCGCUGUCCCACUUCACAGACUUCUUCAGCGCCACGCUCAAGGAGGAGCACCGGCUGGACGAGAUCCUGAUGGACGACCCGCUCUCGCCCUUCGGCACCGACCCGCUCCUCUCGGCCGGCUCGCCUGGGGCCGCGUCCAAGGACAGCAGCCGCCGGAGCAGCUUCAGCUCUGCCGAGGGUGACGACCUAUAAGGGUCACGCGCGAACUCUCUUGUUAUCGCUUGGCUGUAAUCCCCAGUGGUAAAGGGCAUACACAGAGCCUUGAACAGACUGACUGAUGGCUCCGGGCAUACAAUCAUGACCACUCACAGGGUUGCAAUAAUUUAAAUGACAGCUAACACACCUGACAGUGCCCCUCGAAGUGCCACUUGUAUAUAAAAUGUGUAGUUCUUGUUGAACAGGUGUACGUUAUACUAUAGACAGUUGAUAUGUUUCUCUGCCUCCCGGACAGACGCAGAAACAGACUCACAAGAAAAAAGGGAGACAUUUAUCAGCCUUCACGUCAAUAAUGUAAAUGUCUACUGUUAUUAUUUUUGGUGAACACUGUGGUAGCUGUACACUGUAACAUAUGCAGAAUAAUCACUGAAAACUUACCAAAGCUGUCCUUGUUUUGAUUUUUUUUUUAUAAGAAAAUGAAAAUACUACUGCUUCACAAAAGGAUUUUUUUAGUAGUUACAGUCAGGAUUGUGAUUGUGUGAUGUGCCUUACUCAAUCUCCCAGUUUCAUCUUAAAAAGAAACUAUGAGCAUGUAACUUAUAUACUCACCACAAUGCCUAACAUGUCUUUGGUGCUUGUCUGUCUUUUUAAGUGUUUUUUGUUACAUAAGUGUUUGUGUAUUUAUAUAUGUUUUAAUCCAUGUAUUCAUAAAAAAGAUAUAUAUUAUUACCUAACAUGUUACCUUUUUUUAUUCUUAUAGAAGGGUUGGGAAAAAUAUAAUAAACCCCUUUUUUUUCAUA